Molecule: messenger RNA, 1543 nt
Organism: Acanthoscelides obtectus
Lineage: Eukaryota; Metazoa; Arthropoda; Insecta; Coleoptera; Chrysomelidae
Source: the annotation of a GenBank genome assembly
CGUAACAAUGUUCAGUUCAAUAACAACUUCGGUGAUCUUUGUUUGUGUAGGUCUGUCGAGGGGUGACUAUGCUACCAAUCCAUUUUUGAUUGGCACGGAUGGAAUGAAAGAAUACUGCAAAGGAGAAACUGGCCUCUUCAGAAGCACCUCGUGUAAUAAGUUUGUGCAUUGCUCGAGUGGAAAUGCAAUUGAGCAAUCCUGUCCUGACGGGUUGUCCUUCAAUUCGAAGGGGUAUUGUGAUUUUCCUCAAAACGUGGACUGCAAUGAAGGAUCGCCCACUGCUAACAAUGCUGGCGGCAGCGCUGCAAAAGGAGAUUCCAGUUCCAGUUCAUGGUCGCCACCCCCAUCAGUUCAAUCACCCGACUAUGUAACAUCACUAUCCAUUGGUAUCAGUCCUCCGCAAAACGCCUUACCGUCGGGCAAUGCAGAAAAUGUAAUUGGUAGCUCUCCAUCGAUAUCUAGAUUGAAGAAGAGCUGUCGCAAAGCAAGAGGACAAUUUGCCAGUACUUAUUGUGAUAAGUACAUAAAUUGCUGGGAUGGUCAAGCAAUAGAAGAAAAAUGUCCAUCUGGACUCCUAUUCUCAGACAAAGGGUACUGUGACUUUCCACAGAAUGUGAAUUGUGGCGGAAGAAUCUUAGGGGACGCUAUACAUCAUCAGCAAGUGUCACUGGGACAGCAAGGAGAAGGUGCAACAAAUGUAGGUUCUAGUGAGUGUCCAUUACUGUCAGGUACUUUCAGAGACAAAACCAGUUGCAACAAGUACUUCACAUGUAUCGCAAAUCAAGUUGUGGCAAGACAGGAAUGCCCGCAAGGGCUCUUUUUUAAUGACUAUCUCGGUGUAUGUGAUUUUAGUUCAAGAGUUGACUGCUCUAAAGAACCUGUAUACUUUCAAUCUGCUAAGAAGGACCAGAUUAUUUAUACAGGUACCAAUGAUCUAGAGUGCAUAGAGGAGUUCGGAGCUUUUAGAGAUAUCGGAAACUGUAGCACAUUCUACAUAUGUGUCUCCAACAAACUUGUUGCAAAAUACAGCUGCCCAGAAGGACUCAGUUUCAAUGAUAAUUUGGGGAUAUGCGACUAUUCUAAGAAUGUAAAUUGUUGGCUACCUCCAAAGGUGUUCAAAUCAAGAGAGAACUUCAUACAAGCUAUAUCUCCAGAAUUGAUGCAGCAAAUCAGAACCUGCCAGGUGGGUAGCCGUUUUCCAUUAAAUCCCCAAUGCACGGCUAUGUGUAUCUGCAAAGAACAGACCGCAGAAAUCGUGCAGUGCCCUGCAGCUCUGGCGUACGAUUCUCCGACGGACAAGUGUGUUCUACCACAUCUCGCUAGAUGCUAAAUAUCGAGACUGACUGAGCAAAAAUGAGGAGUAGCGAAACAAACCUUGUAAAAUGAACCAAAAAUAUAGUCCAACCUUGAAAUUGUUUGUUGAUUUUAAACCACUGAAACAAUUUAAAGGCAACCCUCAUAUUGAUUUCAACGGUUAGUCAGUUAUUUUUAGGUUUAUUUUGUAAUGUGAGGAAUGGUGUAGAGUAUGGGUAUUUAUUGUAUA